AGCCAGCUGCUCGGUACGGUCAUCACUUGCCUCACAGCACCACAACAACAAUCAUGAUCCGUCGGGUGUUCGCCAUCGUUGUUCUGUGCCUGGCUGUUGCCUCUGUCAGCUGUAGUGGAGGAUACGGCGGUGGAGGUUUGGGAGGAUUUGGUGGUAGUGGAUUUAGCGGUGGAGGAUUUGGCGGCGGUAGAGGAUUUGGCGGCGGCUACGGUGGUGGAUUUGGUGGUAGAGGUGGAUUCGGAGGUCGAGGUGGAUUCGGAGGUCGAGGUGGAUUCGGAGGUGGUUUCAUCGGCGGACGUUCCGGCGGCUAUGGAUAUGGCAAGUAAACGAGAGUCUUCACUUCAUCAACAUCCAAGAGGAAGAUCUUCGAACUUUUCCAGUCAUUAAACACAACGACAAAAUGAACUUGCUUAUGUAUAGUGCUUAUAUUAUGAACAAUAAAUAUUCUUGGCAGUG
Molecule: messenger RNA, 456 nt
Organism: Homarus americanus (American lobster)
Lineage: Eukaryota; Metazoa; Arthropoda; Malacostraca; Decapoda; Nephropidae
Product: glycine-rich protein 5-like
Exons: 4
Coding region: 54-326 (90 amino acids)
Source: RefSeq, a predicted model, not a curated record